AUGGCUGGUACUGGUGAUGCUGCGAAGAAUGCUCUUGAAUCCUUAUUCAAUAAAACGAAAGAAGUUGUUCAAACAGCUGCGGAAACAACAAAAGAAUAUGCGAAUGUUGCAAUUGGCAAAAUUAUUCCAAAUUCUGGUCUUCAAACAGCUGCAACCAAUCCAAAUUCGGCAACCGAACAAACGAACCCAAUGGAAACAGGUGGCGCAUCAGCUGUAAAUCCACGUGGCGCAUCCAAUAAUUAA
Brugia malayi is the source of this 243-nucleotide messenger RNA. RefSeq lists its product as uncharacterized. Bases 1 to 243 code for a protein of 80 amino acids. The transcript has 5 exons. Lineage: Eukaryota; Metazoa; Nematoda; Chromadorea; Rhabditida; Onchocercidae. The record is from RefSeq and is a predicted model, not a curated record.